AUGACUCGCUCAUAUGAGUCUGCCAUUGCGGCGCUCAACUCCUUGCAAACGAACUAUGCGAUCGUUGAGGAGCUUCGGAAGUCGACCUCCCGACAGGAGAUGAAUGAGCGCUCCCUACCAGAGACCGUCGAAUGGCUUUGUCGCAUCGGUUACAAGCCGUCCGACCUCGAUCAACUAAACCCCGUCCAUGUCGCCGGAACUAAAGGCAAAGGGUCGACUUCAGCUUUCAUUUCCUCCAUCCUCUAUCAAUACACCAAGGCUGAGUCUGAUCAGUCGACACCUCGACUCCACAAGAUCGGACUCUACACUUCACCGCAUCUUCGCUUCGCACGCGAGCGCAUCAAGAUCGAUAAUGCCCCGCUUUCUGAAGAGCAGUUUGCGCGCUACUUCUUUGAAGUAUGGGAUCGCCUAGAAGAGGCUGCUAAGGUGACAGGCCAGGAUCCCACUUCGCCGGGGACUAAACCCCAAUAUUUCCGCUAUCUGACGCUGAUGGCAUUCCACACAUACUUGAGCGAAGGCGUUGACGCUGCGGUGAUUGAGUGCGGUAUCGGAGGUCAAUAUGAUUGCACCAAUGUCAUCGAGAAGCCUAAGGCGACGGCUAUUACUAGCCUUGGAAUUGACCACACCGCAAUGCUGGGAACUACCAUUGAGCAGAUCGCAUGGCACAAGGGUGGCAUCAUCAAGUCCGGCGUCAGAGGCUUCACAGCUCCCCAAGCUCCAAGUGCAGAGGAAGUGCUAGCCAAGCGAGCUGAAGAAAAGGGUUCUCAGCUCGACGUCGUCUUAGAUCACCCUGACCUUCGUCCUGCGACUAGCCAGGUCAAGCUCGGAUUGGCGGGCGAUUUCCAGUAUACGAAUGCCUCGCUGGCUGUGGCAACGGCGGCAGAGUUCUUGAGAAAGACUGGCGUUGCCGACAUUUCUGAAAAUAUCAUGUCGGAACCCCUGCCUGCUAAGUUCCUGACUGGCCUUGAAGCGACGCGGCUUGGUGGCCGAUGCGAGACUCGGUACGAGAAGAACGUGGCCUGGUAUAUUGACGGUGGUCACACACUGGAAAGCAUCCGGCUGGCCGGCCAGUGGUUUGCCUCACGAAUCCAGGCAGACUCGUCCUCCAAGGACGUUGCGACGAAGAAGCCUCGGAUCUUGAUCUUCAACCAGCAAACUCGCGAUAGCACCGCCCUGGCGCGCGCACUCCAUGAAACCCUGGCGGCGGCACUAGGAGCCGAAGUCCCCUUUACGCACGCUCUCUUCUGCACGAACAUUACCUAUAAGCACGCCGGAUACCGACCCGACUUGGUCAGCAUGAACACGAAUGCGGAUGAUGUCGAGCGCCUGAGCGUUCAGAAGUCUCUCGCAGAGGCUUGGAACUCGAUUGACCCUCAUGCUAAAACACAAGUAUUCGGAACUAUCGAAGAAGCCGUGGACUUUGCGCGCGAUGUGGCCGCCGAGGAACGCAAGCUUCUCCAGAAUGACGAGGCACCUGUCAUGACGUUUGUCACCGGUAGCCUGCACCUCGUCGGCGGAUUCCUCGACGUGGUGGAGACCAAGCCGUUUGUCGAAAAGGCAUGA
Penicillium argentinense is the source of this 1563-nucleotide messenger RNA. Its product is annotated as tetrahydrofolate synthase. The transcript has 3 exons. Lineage: Eukaryota; Fungi; Ascomycota; Eurotiomycetes; Eurotiales; Aspergillaceae. Gene Ontology annotation, cellular component: mitochondrion; cytosol; cytoplasm. Gene Ontology annotation, molecular function: ATP binding; tetrahydrofolylpolyglutamate synthase activity. The coding region runs from base 1 to 1563 and encodes 520 amino acids. Gene Ontology annotation, biological process: tetrahydrofolylpolyglutamate biosynthetic process. The record is from RefSeq and is a predicted model, not a curated record.